AUGUCAAUAUCAUGUCCGAAAUGCGGGAAAGUAUUCAGCAAGGAGUCCAGCAUCACUCGUCACCUCAGUCAGCCUCGAUCAUCGUGUCAUAGUUCUAUUUGUGACAUGGUGGACAUUUCUCAGUUUGCAGAGUCAAUUCUACAAUUAUGGCGGUCCCCCGAUCCAAUUCUUUACCAUUGUAUAAAUUUGGACGCAUACCCUUCGCAUUUCAAUGUCGACUUCUUCGAGACAGAGGGAGAGGAAUCCAUGAGUGCGGAGGAACAGUACAAAGAUGCAGGGACUCGUUACUCUCAAGACGGCCUGACGUUCUUGGAUCUUUUUGACGCGGACGAGUAUGCAGAAUACAGAAAGGAUAAUUUAUUCUAUCCUUUUGCAUCAAAAGAGGAAUGGGAAAUUGCUGAUUUUCUUCUUCGUUCUCCCCUUAGUAUGGCUGCAAUCAAUGAAUUUCUAGCGCUCCCAAUAGUGAGUGCUCUUCACGAAUGCUGGCGCUUUGAGAUCUUAUGGACUCACAACUUUGGAGCAUUUUCUCCUCGCAAUUCUCAAGUCUCUUAUCCUUCUCAUAUUUCUUAA
This is a messenger RNA of Suillus fuscotomentosus, 570 nucleotides long. RefSeq lists its product as uncharacterized. The record is from RefSeq and is a predicted model, not a curated record. The transcript has a single exon. Bases 1 to 570 code for a protein of 189 amino acids. Lineage: Eukaryota; Fungi; Basidiomycota; Agaricomycetes; Boletales; Suillaceae.